CUGAGCCUCUGUACUUUUUGGAUCAUAGGAUUCUUUGGCACUGGGUAAAUUAACUUCCAGUCAGGCUUUGGCCUUUGUGAUUUCCUGCCUACAUAACCCCUUGAAAGGCCAUGGCUGGAAAGAUCACCAAAUUCCUGCUGGUGCUGGCCAUCCUCCAGUACGCUCUGAGGGCAGACGCCCAGGCAGUGAAGACCACGGCAGAGGUUCUGACCCAGUAUGAGGGACAACGCAGCCAGACAACCUGGCUGGCCAAAGCUGGAAGGAUCACCAAAAUCCUGGUGCUGCUGGGCAUCCUCCAAUACGCGGUGAGGGUAGAUCUUCCAUCAGUGAAGGUCACGGAAGAGAUCCUGAGGCAGCAUGAGAAGGAGCGCGUUAUGGAGAUGACCCAGCUGCUGGUGAUGGAGCAGAAGAUGAAAAAGCAGCAUGGGCUCACCCCAGGAAGAAUGCUCCUCUUGGCUUGCCAGGAGUGGUGGUUCUGGGUUGGUGCUGAAAUCCUCCUCGUGCUCUUUGGGAUCUACUGGCUGCCCAGGCAGAGGGACUCUGACUGUGAUGACGGCAGCCAGUGGGAAACCUCCACCGGUGCUCAGGAGCAGAUAGAGGAGAACUGUGAGGAUAAUCCUGACUCUGAUGACCCACCAGAGAAGCCCCCAGAUAAGGUAAGGACCCCUGGUGCAUUUGCCAAGCCCUUCCCAGGAACAACUUUCUUGGAGCUGCAUCCAGCCGUGAGAGCUGGCAAUGCCGACAAAUACCUGAAUGCCUGCAAGGACAUGAUUGACCCCCUGCUGCUCCUGCCCCUGAGACCACUCAUUGUGCACUUUUUCCACUAGAGCUGAGCACUGUGGAGGAUCUGCUGGUGAGACACCCCUGUGGCCGUGGGGAGCAGCGACAGGAAAAUGUGCUGUGCUACCUCCCCUCCCAGCUGAGGAGGCAAACAAGAGCUCAGAUCCCUGCUUCCUGUGCAGCCCCUGCAAACAGUCCCAGUUGUGAUGGUCCCCCUGCCAGGAAGUAUGGAACCCUU
This is a messenger RNA of Hirundo rustica (Barn swallow), 1018 nucleotides long. RefSeq lists its product as uncharacterized. Lineage: Eukaryota; Metazoa; Chordata; Aves; Passeriformes; Hirundinidae. Bases 111 to 827 code for a protein of 238 amino acids. The transcript is spliced from 4 exons. The record is from RefSeq and is a predicted model, not a curated record.